AUGUCAAAGCUGACCAAGAUCAACCAUGCCGCCGGUAUCUUUGCGGACAUGUCUGUUGACGGUCCUGCGAUUGGCACCUUGGUCGCGAUCAUCGAUCGUGCGAAAAAUUUGCCUAAUCGAAAGACCAUGGGAAAGCAGAAUCCUUACUGUGCAGCACGAUUAGGUAAAGAAGCAAAAAAGACGCCGACAGAUUUACGUGGUGGACAGACUCCAAGAUGGGACCAUGAGCUUCGUUUCACAGUGCACGAGUCUCCAGACUACUUCAAACUUAAGGUGUCAAUCUUCAAUGACGAUAAGAAGACCGAUCUGAUUGGAGAGACCUGGAUUGACCUGCAGAACUUGAUCAUUCCAGGAGGGAGCCAAAACGAUCAUUGGCAUCCCCUGCAGUGCCGCGGAAAAUACGCUGGCGAUGUUCGUAUCGAGAUGACCUACUAUGAUACCCGACAACAGGAUGAAGCGGUAAUAGUCAAGCGAAAGGAGGCAGCAGAAAGGGUGCAAGGCAAGGCCGUCAGCAGCGCACCUUCGUCUACUGGCGUAUCAGGUCCUCGAACGUUAGAGAAAGUGAAAAGGCGUCCACUACCUACCGGUCCUUCCGGGGCUUCUGCCCCUGCCCCUAGACCUUCUGCGGUAGAGCAUACGCAUUCCGCCCCCGCCGCGAUUCAACAUCCCCAUCUAUCACGCCCAGCCGCACGAGAGCAACCACAUAGCGUGCCCGCUCCCACCCAGCUUCCACGGCAUGAUGCCACAACUUAUGCAGUCAAUCCAUCAGAAAUCACUCGCGACAUGUCGACCCACAACCACUCCGGCUCAGGUAUGAGGACAAGGGAAACACAUGGCCCUGUCGAAACGUACCCCCGUGAGCGCGAUAACCCAGGUUCCGCCCCGCCUCAAUCUCCCCACCCGUUGAAUACGAGCAGACACGACAUCCAGGAUGCUCGAAUGACUGCCGAAUAUCACCAUGCUCAUUACGAGAACCGCCAUGUACCCUCAUCUCGUAGCCAUGGCGAGUUUGAUCAGGCCCCCCAGGAAUAUCGCCCAAUUCCCGAGCCGUCCAUGGAGCCCACGGUUGCCUCAAACAUGAUGCUAUACGAUAGACAUACUGAGCAGCAAAACACGCAAAGCUCCAUCGUGUCCCCGCAAUAUACCGCAAACCCAAUGACGUUCGGCCAUGUUUCGACUUUUACGCCGCGCAUAUCAGCUUAUGCCGAGGAGCCUGCGCCGUUGCAUUACUCGCGACCAGGUUCGUCCUCCGGCCCAGUGGACGAUUUCAGGUAUCACCCGGGGGCUCUCAAGGCUCUCCCUGCUCCUCGAGCGGAUCCAUAUCACCCGGAGUACGCUACAAUGCAACCGCGAGUUGAGGAUGAAGAAGAAGAUGCUCCACCGCCACCGCCCCCAGUGCACCGGACUCGCAUGGCUCAACCGCCAUCACUUUUGAAGCCGUCGACGGGUCACUCACAGCAGCCUUAUACACCAUAUAGCGCUGUGUAUGUAGACAACCGAUCCCCAUCAAUGCCAGCAAGUCUGGUAGCGGGCUAUGAAGGUGAAGAGCAAGACCGAGUCUAUGAAGGACGAACGAGCCGCACGGGGAGCACGAGCCACCUUGAAGAUGAGAUGAUGAUCCCGCUGCCCUUGUCAGCAUCCAGCAGCUCCGCCACGCUUCCACCCUCAAUGCAAUCAUACGCACCCGCACCAGCCUCCACAACCUACGAGAAUGCUGUUUAUCCUCUCCAAACAUCUCCACAGCCCAUUGACGAUCGGAGCUCAGCCAGACACAGGGGGGGUUCCAUCAAUUCCGACUCGCGUAUGGUGAUUGCAAGAAAAUCAGUGAGUCCCGCGCCCGCAAUGUCUCGGGGCUCUUCGGUCCCAUUUUCGCCGGAUUCAUAUGACUCUUUGAACCCGCGAUCCUCCCGUUCAGCUGGCGGCUCGGAGCAUUUACCCGCAUACGAGUCUUUAUCUCAAGCUCGAGAUGCAGCGCUUCGUAGCGAAGUCGAACCUCGCCGAGACCCCGAUCAACCCAUUAUUGGUGAUGAUGGACGCGAGAUUGAUCCAUCCGACCACCUUCCCACAGACACUUGGGCACCCGAGCCUGAAAGAAAGAGCCGCAAGCCUGAAGUGAUCAUACGAUUUAAACAUUCUCAGCGUCCUACUUCUCGCGGUAAUGAUGCUGCUCGCGCUGUUGGGCCACCACGUGUGGGCUUCCGCACGACUGCCGAGUAUGAUCGACCAAGCCAAGCAUACGGUCCGACACACGUUCACAAUCGUGAUCCCGUGGACCGGACCCCCCCUCGCACAGAUCGGGGCCAGGAGGGUCUCGGUAGCUUUUCACACGGUCGGGGCUAUGGUAAUCCAUCUCCUGGAGAGCGCCCACGCUCAUCGCGAGGCUCGGUAUCUCCAUCUCCAACUUCUCGAGCCCCGCUCUACGACUACCGCACUGGGCCUCCUCUUCCCGCCAAAGUGCCCGUUUCCUAUGGUUCUCCAGAAUAUCCAGUCGCUGCUAGUCGGGCAGUAACUGGUAAUCCCGGCAUGGAUGCAUUGAGCCGUGAACUCAAAACGAUUGACAUUGGUUCCGUGGGCUGUAGCCCUAGCAGGGCUGUGCGCAAAUAUGCACCCCCUCGACCUUCGGUGACUAUGGGUUAUGCCAGCUGA
Molecule: messenger RNA, 2646 nt
Organism: Penicillium oxalicum
Lineage: Eukaryota; Fungi; Ascomycota; Eurotiomycetes; Eurotiales; Aspergillaceae
Exons: 2
Coding region: 1-2646 (881 amino acids)
Source: RefSeq, a predicted model, not a curated record